CGCUGUAUCUAAUCGGUGUUCGGAAGUUAUCGCCGCGGAAAACAAAUUUAAAUCGGUACUUUUACGGUGAAUUUUAGUGCAUCAAACAAGUGCGCGAUGUCGUCGUCCCACGGGGGUACCACCAGUACCGACAGUUUCGGUUUCAACGGGAUGAAGAUAUUCGAGGUGGCACGGGACUGUUUGCCGGACGAUCGGAAGCGAACACAAAACCUAGUGGAGACGAAGGACGAUGUGCUGUUUGUUUGGAAUUCCAAGAACUGUUGUGUGCUAACGUUGAACUGGCGGGCGGCCAGCGUCAAGAAGGACGAACAGCAAAAGUAUCAGACGCUAGUUCCAUCGGCACCGCAAAACUUUACCGUGGAGAAGAUUUUGCCAUCGACGGAGGCCACCUUCCUGGCGCUGAGUGGCCCUCGCGGACUCUCGAUCCUGGAGCUGCCCCGCCGUUGGGGACCCAACGGACAGUACCAGAACGGGAAGGAGUGCAUCAUUUGUCGCUCCUACAACCUGGACGAACAUCUCUUCGCCGAAAAUCCAAAUCUCGAGAUCCUGCAAAUCCGUUGGCAUCCGGCCUCGCCGACUGACUCCCACAUUUUGACUCUCCUAUCGGACAACUCGAUUCGCGUCUACGAUGUGGACUCGCUACGACAUGUGUGGCGUGUUGGUCCUUCGCCAGGACUUGUUAGCACCCUGGCCGGUUCUCCACCGGGCCCCGGAUCCGCGAAGCUGGCCUAUCUCAGCAGCCUCGGCGACACGGCCGUUGAUUUUGACAUUGCACCGCCACGUGUGGUUUCGGCGGCGACAGCGAUGGCGACCGGCAGCAGCGACGAUACGACGCUCUCGAGGACGGUCACCAUGAUGCGGGACAAUCUGAGCAUUUCUUCGGCGACGGGCUCCGUGCUAAAAUCCAGAAUGCCGGACAACGGCGGUAAAGUCGAGUGGCCCAUCAUAAUCCUGCUGGGUGACGGUAAUGUUUACAUCCUCUGCGCCGGCAUCGAUACCGAUCGUCCAAGACUGCAAGGUCCCAUCUCGAUCUUGCCUCAAGUCGAGGACAACUACGGUUUGGAUUCCUGCUCGCUCAUUGUAGUACCGUCGCUUCCGCCCACCAUAAUUAUCGCCGAAAGCAAUGGCAAAAUCCACCACGCUUUGCUGCUGGAAGAAGAAUCCCCAGCUGAGCGAUCGCUCGGCGAGCUGGACUCCAGUUUGGUCAUCUAUCCCUCCGAAUGGUACCUGCAGGUACUGGAAACGGUAGAACUCGAACUCGGGCUCACCGGUGUUGACGAAGCAAAGACGUACUCCUGUCCGAUCCACUUGAAGCGCGAUAUGCUCAACGAAGCCCGGUACUUUGCGUAUCACGACGCUGGACUCCACGCGAUCACACUUGAUUUCACUCGCCAGCUUGUACAGUUUGUGGAGAACGAAGAAGACACCAGCGAUCGGUAUCCACUGUUCACCUCCCAGAGCCGCGCCGAGUAUGUUGUAUGUACAAAAGCUCUUCUGAACAUGAGCUCCAACCCCGUUCUCGGAUUCGCACUGUUGCAGUCCCCUUCGGGAAUCUUGCUGCAGCUGGCUUCCGGCCAAGUUGUAACGAUGGAUCUGAUCAGCGAUCACAGUUUGAUACGCGAAUCGAAGGUCUCGUCUGGUUUAAAGUACUCGUCGGCUACAGAUUCUUCGCUGAAGCAGCUUCUGAAAGAUCCCUUCCAGGAUCGAAUUCAGUCGAUUCUGAAAUCGGGAGCUACUCAGCCCAUCUUGAAACUGGACCAAUCGUCGGAACCAACGCCGCAGGAAUCGUUUGAACUGUUAACUCAGGCAACGAGGAUGCUACGAGAGCACUACUUUGUCAAACACGAGAAAGCCCGUCAGGAGAUCGAGAGGAGAGUUCACGUGCUGAGGCUGCUCAAAGAUCAACAGCUGAACGAGAUCGCUCAGCUGCAGGAGGAGAAGCAACAGAUUCGCGAAACGGCAGAACGGUUGGCUGAGAACUAUGAAGAUAUCUGCGACAAGCAGAAUGCGUUGUUCAAGAGGGCCCAGGAAGUGGUGAGACUGGCAACUCUGCGCCUCCCAAAGGGAUCGUUCUCGGAGAAGAAGUACGCGGAAAUGAUCGAAAAAAUUGGCAACGCUACCAAACUGCUGCAGAAGAACGUUGACCAGGCCAAGCAGAAGAUUAGCGCCCAGCAAGUUCAGGUGGAACAGAAGCAAAAGGCGCAGAAUGAGAAGAUUGUGACGCUGCCCAGCAAGCAGGAGGAAAUCAUCAAGCAGAUCAUCGGAGAAAUGUACCUCCAAAUCGAUGGAUACGUUAAGGAUGUGAAGAAGAUCAACAACGUGCUGAAUUUGGCUUGAAUGGAACCUAUCAGUCGUAGGCUUCAAAAUAUAGCAUUUUCCGUGGGUUCACCUAACGUAAGUAUAAGUACCACAGCAUUGACUCUCAA
Molecule: messenger RNA, 2426 nt
Organism: Ochlerotatus camptorhynchus
Lineage: Eukaryota; Metazoa; Arthropoda; Insecta; Diptera; Culicidae
Product: nuclear pore complex protein Nup88-like
Exons: 7
Coding region: 97-2337 (746 amino acids)
Biological process (GO): mRNA export from nucleus; protein import into nucleus; ribosomal large subunit export from nucleus
Cellular component (GO): nuclear pore
Molecular function (GO): structural constituent of nuclear pore; protein binding
Source: RefSeq, a predicted model, not a curated record